Mytilus trossulus (common blue mussel) is the source of this 994-nucleotide messenger RNA. Its product is annotated as fibrinogen-like protein A. Bases 11 to 994 code for a protein of 327 amino acids. NCBI's taxonomy places the organism in Eukaryota, Metazoa, Mollusca, Bivalvia, Mytilida, Mytilidae. The record is from RefSeq and is a predicted model, not a curated record. The transcript has 9 exons.
UCUAUGCUACAUGUGUGUGUUUUUAAUCAUGUGCAAUAUGUUUCUUACGUUGGUGGUAUUUAAUUCUGUAUUGCUUGUAGCCUGUUCAAAAGAUGUGACGCUGGUCAGAGAUGUUCGAACUGAGCGCGAGUCUUCUGAGGAAGAUGUGAGAAUCGAUAAAAUAAUGCGAGAGCUACAAGAUACAUGCAUCGAUGACAAUCAACGUCUAACUGGAGAAAAGCUGAAAAAGAAAACACAGAAUAUUUUAGACAGAAUUGACGUAUACAAAGAUGUGGUAAAAUUGAAUACACAACUCAGAAAAGAAAUAAAAUGGAUCAUUGAAGAAUCGAAAGCAGAAAGGGAUACGAGAAGAAUAUUUGACUCACUCAAGCAGGACACCAAAGGAAAGUGUUUGAGGCCAAAAGAUUGUACAGAUAUAAAGAGAAAUACAGAGAAAAAAAUGAAUAAUGGUGUUUACAGUAUUUAUCCAGGGGGAGAUAAUCCAGUUCAGGCGUACUGCGACAUGACCACAGACGGGGGAGGAUGGACGGUUAUGUUGAAAAGGUAUGGUGGAUCUGUUAGUUUUAAACGUAAAUGGGUUGAAUGCGAAAAUGGAUUUGGUGAUAUCAAUGGUGACUUUUGGUUCGGCAAUAAAUACACCCAUAUGUUGACCUCCAGUGGGAAGUACGAGUUGAGAGUGAACAUGAUCGAUGCAAGCAACAGGAAUGUAUACGCUGUAUAUAAAACAUUUAUUAUAGGAGAUGCUGCUUCGAAAUACAAGCUUACUGUUGGUGAUUACUCUGGAAAUGCAGGUGAUGCGUUUAAAAGCCAUAAUGGUAUGAAAUUUACAACAGUUGACCAGGACAAUGACACAUAUAACAAAAACUGUGCAUCCUAUAAUACAGGAUCCUGGUGGUAUUCUAAUUGUGUCAACUGUGACCUGAGUCGAACUAGUCGUAAACCGUAUUGGAGCGGCCAAGUAUCGAAACCAGUUAUGAUGAUCAGAAAAAUAUAG